UGCCUGCACAGCGCAAAAUGAAAGCAUCUCAAAGUUAACCACUUCUCCAACUGUUCCAGAAAAAAUUGGAAGUAAUGGUGCCUUCACAAGUUUUGAGAAUACUACUGUAUGGUUCUUGGGAACAAUCAACUGUAUCAUUGUGGCUCUUAUAUUCUCUAAAGGAAAGCCAUUCAGGCAACCCACCUACAAAAACUAUAUAUUUGUCCUUGUGCUGAUCAUACAGCUGGGUGUGUGUCUAUUCAUUCUAUUUGCUGAUAUUCCAGAAUUAUAUAGGCGUUUGGAUCUGCUCUGCACUCCUGUCCUGUGGAGGGUCUACAUCGUCAUCAUGCUCAGCUCCAAUUUCAUCGUGUCCCUUGUUGUGGAGGAGGCCAUGAUUGAAAACCGAGCCCUAUGGAUGAUAAUCAAAAGGUCUUUUGGCUAUCAAUCAAAAAGCCAGUAUCGGAUAUGGCAGAGGGACUUGGCAAAUGACCCUAGUUGGCCCCCGCUAAACCAAACUUCCUACUCUGACAUGCAGGGGUGUGGUAGUGGGGUGUCUUACAGCAAUCCAGUGUUUGAAAGCAAUGAGGAACAACUUUGAAGGAAAUGUAAUAUCCAAGUUGAUAUCACAGAGAAACGACGACAGAAGGAACCAGUUUCAUUGAUUUGAAAGAAAUGAGACUCUUACGCUAUCAGCUGGAGUUUGGGGGAUAUCUAUCAAAUCAUGGGAACAAAUUAAAGUCUGUUUGAAAAAUACUUUGUACAGUGAAGAACACUGCCCCAGAAAAAUGCUUCCCUCUUGGCUUCUGAAAGUACUGGAGGUGUUCAGUUAACCAAGAAUGGGCCAAGGAGGAGAAUGUGUAAUCUUUCUUCUUAGGAUAAUAUUUUCUUAUUUUUUUUUAAUGAGUUGAAGGGAAGUAGUACUAGGUAUACUCACAGAGUUGUAACAUGUUAAUGAUCAUUUUUUAAUUCUUACUUCAUUGAUG
Messenger RNA from Galeopterus variegatus (Sunda flying lemur), 962 nucleotides. RefSeq names its product ATPase type 13A4 (gene ATP13A4). Gene Ontology annotation, molecular function: P-type transmembrane transporter activity; polyamine transmembrane transporter activity. The transcript has 4 exons. Lineage: Eukaryota; Metazoa; Chordata; Mammalia; Dermoptera; Cynocephalidae. Gene Ontology annotation, biological process: polyamine transmembrane transport; intracellular calcium ion homeostasis. The annotation marks the transcript as partial. Gene Ontology annotation, cellular component: late endosome membrane. The record is from RefSeq and is a predicted model, not a curated record.